This is a messenger RNA of Entelurus aequoreus (snake pipefish), 3153 nucleotides long. Its product is annotated as von Willebrand factor A domain-containing protein 7-like. The record is from RefSeq and is a predicted model, not a curated record. NCBI's taxonomy places the organism in Eukaryota, Metazoa, Chordata, Actinopteri, Syngnathiformes, Syngnathidae. Bases 99 to 2963 code for a protein of 954 amino acids. The transcript is spliced from 18 exons.
UGGCAGGGAGCGCAGGUAAUACACAUCACUAGCCAUCUGAGUGCAAACUUUGGUCGUAGAGGAGCUCAUCUCAAAGCAUCGCCAUUGUCAUCAUCAUCAUGGCCACCGUAGGUUCUGUCCUGCUGCCACUGGCUGUGGUCUUUGCCCUCACAGCCCCCAGUCAUUGCUUCCGACCACUGACCGCCGGGGAGUCCUUUACUCACCGCAGCAUCACCGAAAGGGCACUUCUCAGAAAGACGGCUGAAGUCUGUCAAGCCAUUGCUGCUGAAAAUGGAGAUGCCUUCAAUCUGAUUAUUGAUGACAGUGUGACCCCUGAACAAGUAGUCGAGGCGUGCUCCCCGUCAGCCAGCGUUGUCUCCAGUGUUGCCCUCACUAACGCCAUUGCCGAAAUUUACCUAAGCAACGCCAAUGUGGAUUUUCUGUUUGCAAUCAAUGCCGAAUACCAUUUUUACGACGAGACCUUCGAGAUGGGACGGACCUUGAUCACACAAGGUGUGUCUGCUGUCAAGGCCAGUGCGGACAUGGGAAACUUCGUCAUAGCACGCUCUGUUCUUGGUGAAGUACUUCACACUUUGCAGGACUUCUACAGCCACAGUAACUGGGUGGAGUUGGGGAACAUGGCUCCUUACGACGCCUUGAUCACACCUGCCCUACCUCUUGAAAGUCUAGCUGGCCCAACUGUUCCAACUUGUACAAGCUGUGUAGGUGACGACUGUACCGACAACAUUUUGCCUGCUGUGCUGGAUGGGGGCCUUCUCACAUCCGGUUACUUUGACAGAUUCUUCCCAAAUAAGCCAGAAGGUAAAUGCAGCCAUGGAGGUCCUCUAGACUUGACAAGCACACAGGAACCAGUGGGAGGCAUCAACAAGGACACCUUCGACUCCAGGCAUGGCUUCCUCCACCAAGAAGCAGCUGAUUUGGCUCUGACAGCUAGUUUGGAUCUCCUGGAGAACAUCAGAAUAUCUGUAGGAGACCAGGAAUUUCUACUGCUGGUAGGCCUCUCUUUUGCCCCUGUGCUAUGUUUUGUCAUCGACACAACAGGCAGUAUGGGUCCGGAAAUAGCUGAAGUGAGGAGAGUUUCCAAUAACAUCGUCGCAAGUCGAUUGGACACUGGUCUGGAACCUCCAUUCUACAUACUGGUUCCUUUCAAUGAUCCAGAUUUUGGACCUGUGCUACAGACGACCGAUGCAACUUUUUUUAUGGAGCAAAUCAAUUCGCUGACUGUCUCUGGAGGAGGUGACCUUCCAGAGUUGAGCUUGUCUGGAUUGCAGCUUGCCCUAACUGCGGCCCCGCGCUUUUCUGACAUCUUUCUCUUCACUGAUGCUCCAGCAAAAGAUGCUGACCUAAGAAACAUCAUCCUUGCCCUUAUAGAGAGCACCAGGUCUUCGGUGACGUUCCUGCUAACAGACGUCCUUAAUCGAAGGAGAAAAAGAGACCUUCUAGGUGUGGCACCCAGGACUGUGACUCAAACACAGGCUGAGUUGUACCGGGAAAUUGCCUUGGCCUCUGGAGGUCUGACCAUCGAAGUCCCUAACUCGGAUCUCUCAAUGGUUACGAUUGUUAUAGAGGAUUCCAUAGCCAUCGCCGUGGUGACUGUUUUUCAAGAUGUGAAGAAUCCCGGAGCGCCCUGUAAUUUCUCAUUUUUCAUCGAUGACACACUAAGCAACAUAACUAUCCUCCUCACAGGAGCGCCAUCUCUCAACUUCACCCUCCGCAGCCCCACCGGUGCAACUCAGACCUCCAGUGGGGUCACUGAACCUCUGGCAUCUUUCAGCUUGGCAAGUAACCUCAGACGACUGAGGCUCAACAACGAUAGUGAGACCGGACUGUGGGAAAUCAGUGUGAACUCCACCGAUCCCUACUCUGUAAAGGUCAUAGGUCAAAGUUCAUUGGACUUCAUCUACAACCUCGUGGAAGUCAAGGAUGGAGCCUCCACAGACUUCUUUCCGCAAGAAGGCCGACCUAUUUCAGGCGGUAACGUCAGCCUCUUGGUCACACUGACAAGAAGUGACGGUGUAAGUGUCACACAGGUCACACUGUUAAACACCUUGGACGGAACAGAGGUCAACGGGACAUUGCAGCCAAUAACAAAUUCAACCUUCGUGGUGACGUUCAGUAACAUUACAGAAGGUACUUAUGUGGUUCUACUGAGGGGAGAAACAAGCAGCUUAACGUCAAGGAUGGCGUCAGGCAGCUUCCAGAGACAGGCCCCCACUCGAAUCACAACUUCCAACAUUGUUGUCAAUGCUCUACCUAACACCACCAUCAUAGAAGCUGGCUCUUCCGUCACCAUCCCCUUCACUGUCGCCCUGACCAAUGGUGGCGUCAUAGACAGUGGCGCAAUGGAGACGUUCACGGUGAGCGCCACCAACGACCGUGGCUUCUCCCUAGCAUCGCCCAGCAGUGUUACCACAGGAGCCGACAGCGGCGGGAUUGCCAGCGGCACGGUGACUCUCAUCGCUCCUGCAGAUGCGUUGUCGGGAACGGACGUGACGCUCACCAUUGCGGCGGAGGACGCAGCUGCCGUCAAUAGUAACAAUGUCGUACUUAGGUUUUCUGUGUUCAGGGUGACAGAUAUCGCUCCGCCAGUGUGCCUGGCUAAUACAUCCAGCGGCUGUCCUGCAAAUGAAUCACUCUGCAAAUACUUUGUGUGGGACUUCAUGGCCAAUGUGACCGACGGCAUCAAUGGGACGGAUGUUGAAAUCACCGUCCUUGAAGGAAACGGCACCCUCGAGACGAGCACAGAGGUCGGGCCAGACGGCGAGAGCAUCACUGUGGUCUCCUACACGGCCUCCUGCUGUGCAAACAGAGUGGUGUUGUCCGCUGUGGACAACGCGGGAAACGUGGGCCGUUGUGUGGGCCAGGCCGACGAGGUCGACAUCAUGCCCACCAUUAAAUGGAAUGUUGUUGCCAAAUCCAAUCAAGUUUGUUUUCGGGGCAGUAGAGUAUUUGUUGCUGAAUAGACUGAUUGGGGUAAACAUGGGGGGAGGUGGUGGAUAAAAAAGGCAACCCCCAAACUAAGGUCCUCUUAGUCCUCAGUUUGAUACUAGAUGAAAACCUCAAGCGUUAGAAUCACAUACGAGCAUAUAACAGCAUACAAACUUGGAGGGGGCAGAGUAUGCGGGGGUGUUAUCCAGCCUGAAACUGCAGCCA